CUACCUGCCAAUUGUCCAAAGCUCACUUCAAAUCGUGUCUCACAUGCUGCGCGCCGUCGUUCGUUCCUCGGCCCUGGUCACUGGCCUCCGCUUCUCCACUGCUGCCACCCCAUCGACUACGAAAGAGUUUCUCGUUGAGCGAUUGACUGGAGACUUGGAGGGUGUGGCCCUCUUGACGAUGUCGCGUCCUGCUGCUCGCAAUGCGUUGGGAAAGCAAAUGAUGCGUGAAAUGCGCGAAGCCAUGGACUCGGUCCGGUUCGACACGAAGGUGCGCGUGGUCGUGCUCCAAAGUACCGUCGACCGAGUCUUUUGCGCCGGCGCCGACCUGAAGGAGCGCAUCAAGAUGACGCCUGAGGAGGCCGCCGCCACUGUGUUUGGCCUUCGUUCCGCCUUCACCGAAUUGGAACAGCUUCCCAUGCCAACUAUUGCUGCUAUUGAAGGUGCCGCCCUUGGAGGUGGUCUUGAAAUGGCUCUUGCAUGCGACUUUCGCAUUGCUGGCUCCAAGGCGCUGUUGGGGACACCGGAAACGGGCUUGGCCAUCUUACCUGGUGCUGGGGGUACUCAACGCCUCCCUCGCCUUGUCGGACUCUCCAAGGCAAAGGAACUCAUCUUUACAGCCCGAAAGAUUGACAGCGUGACUGCUGAGCGCAUUGGUCUCGUGGAUUACGCCGUCGAGGCGAAUACUGCCCUGGACAAAGCGUUCGAAUUGGCGAAAGAAAUCCUGCCCAAUGGCCCGAUUGGUGUCCGAUGUGCCAAGGAAGCGAUCACGAAGGGCAUGGAAGUGGACCUCGCAAGCGGUAUGGCUAUUGAACGUGCGUGCUAUGCGCAAGUGAUCCCGACAAAAGACCGCCUUGAAGGUCUCAAAGCGUUCCAGGAAAAGCGAAAACCCGUCUACAAGGGAGAAUAAUUAGAUGCUGCCGCUUUUAUUCGUAUCGGUGGCUUUAGUUUUGAUCAAAUGAACCUUCGACAGAUCGAACGGAACA
Molecule: messenger RNA, 983 nt
Organism: Aphanomyces invadans
Lineage: Eukaryota; Oomycota; Saprolegniomycetes; Saprolegniales; Verrucalvaceae
Exons: 1
Coding region: 44-907 (287 amino acids)
Biological process (GO): fatty acid beta-oxidation
Cellular component (GO): mitochondrion
Molecular function (GO): enoyl-CoA hydratase activity
Source: RefSeq, a predicted model, not a curated record